AUGACAUUCCAAUCAUCAAGAAUGACAUUGUUAAAUGGUGCUUUCAAAUGUCAAUUGGAUGGUAUGAAGUUUAACAACGAAAAGGAAGCUCUUCAUCAUGUUCAUCAAGCACAUAGAUAUCAAAUCAUUCAUACUGUUUCUUUAUUGGCUUCUGAUAAUGAAUCUGAUUUUAUGGGUAAUUUGUUUACAAAGUUGAUGUAUUCUGAUUUACUUUAUUCGAUUCAUCCAAAAUCAGUUUAUUCAAAUGAGUAUCCAAGUGUCACUGCUCCUUCUUUUCCACCUUUGCAAUCAACUGAUGAAUUGUUGCAACAACAACAGCAAAACACUGUACAGUCGACUGCAAUUGGAAAAAAGAAAAAGAAGAGUAAAUCGAAAAAAGUAAAACUCCUACCAAAGCAAUGCAUCACAAAUGUAUUCCCAAGAGACGAAUUGGCAGAAUUAUCUAGAACAUUAUUUGGUGAAGCAAAUAUAAUCUCUGAGGAUAAUCUUACAUCUAUUAUGAUGAAAGAGGUAAAUGAAUAUAUUGGUAGUCAUACAGGUGAAUCGGAAGAAUCUAGGAUGAAGAGAGAACAAGCAUUGUUUAACGAGACGAUUAAAAUGAUACAGAAAUCAAUGGAACCACCUCCACCUGAACCAACAGAGGAAGAGAUGAACGAAAUACAGGAAGAGUUUAUAGACGAGAUCAUGGAUGAAGUGGUUCAAGAGCUAAGUUCGUUGAUAUCGAAAAAAAUGUUUGCCGAGGAAAAAAAGAAAAAGGAAAAGGAUCGACUCAAAGCGAUCGAAAGAGAAAAGGAAAGAGAAAAGGAGAGACAACGAGAGGAGCAACGGCGACUGGAACGAGAAUUGGAGGAAAGAGAAAGAGAAAAGGUUCGGGAAAAGGAAGUGCAACAAGAAAACAUGUUGAAUGCAAUCGAUUCAGUGGUCGAAGAGUUGUUGGAGGAAUUGAUUUGCGACGAGGUAUUUGAAAUGUUUGAAGAUAAUGAUUACAUGGCUAAAAUACUCGAAGAGCAAAAACAAUUACAACAACAACUAGUUCAACCAAAACAACCACCAUCUCAUACCAAAAAAGAUCAUCAUCAUCAUCAACAACAAAAAGAUCAUCACCAUCAACAAAAUGGAAAACAUUCAAAGCAACAACAACAACAGCAGAUUCAAAGUUCUGCAAAGCUUGGUGUUAAAACUUCAACCUAUACAGAGCCUCUACCAACAACAACAACGGUUACUCCGAUUACAGCAGCUCAAGAGACAGUUCAACCAACUGUCAGCCAACCACCUGCUGCAGUCGCAGCUGCAGCCACUGCGCCAGUUACCAAACCAUUUGUUAAAUCUGGUUUGUUGACUGAAGAAGAGAUGAACAAUCAAUUGACUGGAAAACAACAACAACAACAACAACCAAUUGGAGUAGCACCCCCAAUAUCAAAUAUAAUUGCUGCUUCUGAUAAUACACCCAAACUAUCAACACCACCAAUCACUUCUGGCAUUUCAUACGCACAAAUAUCACAAGGAAUACUCAACAAGGCAACAUCACCUCCACCUCAACCGUUAUCGUCCAUGGCAGCACUAAAUGCAUCGACUCCAUUGCAACCAAAUGCCCAGCCAUUCUUUCCCAAAAAUAUGCAGCCAAAGAUGGUUGCAAACUCGAUACAUCAAGUCAACGUACCAUCUCCCAGUUCAUCACCUGCCCUUCCUCCCCACAUCAAUAACAACAUCAACAACAACAAUCAUAUAUUGGGUGUUGGAUUAAAGGGUGGACCACUCAACAACAACAAUGGUUAUCCAUCAGUUAUUUCGUCACUAUCACCAGGACCUAUACAACAAUCACAAUCUCCACCACCUUUAAUCCAAAUACUUCACCAAACACCUUCACCACCACUACUACAGUCACAAAGCAACUCUGAUCUGCUAUCAAGUAACUUUAUCAAUUACAUACAGUCUUUUAACUACAAGAUUGAGUUGACUGUACUUUGUAGGACCGCUCUAAAGGGGGUUUUGGAUUUAAUGACCGUGUUUAAUGGUGCAAGACUAGCAUACAAUGAAUCAUUUAUUCCAAAGAUCCAAUUGUUUAGUGGAGGAGGUUCGUACGACAAGGAGAAUAUCUAUCUUGUGCAAUUUGAAACAUUUGACGACAUGGACAAGGCAUUGGCUACCUACAACAGUCCUCUAUCACCUGUUGUCUUGACACCAGUGUCUGGACGUACCAUCAACCACCAUGCCCCUCAAUCGAUAUUUAAUUCACAACCACCCAUCAACCAUAACAUGGUCGGAGGUAUAUCAUCAUUUAUGGAAACAUCGACACCUACUCUAAGGGAACAUGGAUUAUUUGAUUCAUUCUCAUCGUCUAGUGUGGUCAAUCUCUCUUCACUAGGUGGAAGUGGAGGUAUUAUUCGAUCUCCUUCACCACCCAAUAGAAACCUAAUGUCUCCAAACAAUGCUCCAUUGAAUACAAGCGGAGGAGGAUUGUCAUCUAUUCUAUCACCAAACCAACCAACAACAUCUACCCUUUCACAAAUGCUCAACACUGAAUUGGAUGAAUUGAUUCCAAAGGAUGAUUAUAUUCGUACCACUACAUCAUCACCAAGUAAUAGUGGUGGUAGUAGAUUCUAUAACCCUAGUAGUAAUAGUAACGGAGUUAACGCCAAUGUACCUGGAAGCAGUAGUAAUAAUAUUUUAUUUCAAUUACAACAGCAGCAACAACAACAGCAACAACAGCAGCAACAGCAGCAACAACAGCAACAGGAACAACAACAAAAGCAAUUACAACAGUUACUAUCACAAAACACUCUUGUUGGAAGUGGUGUAGGAGUAGGAGGUUUAUCAUCAUUCAAUAUGACUAGCAACAAUAAUAAUGGUAAUAAUAAUAUUAAUAAUAAUAACUUAUAUAAUCAUCAAUCAAGUUCGACAAUAUCAUUAUUACAAACACUUCAACAGCAACAGCAACAACAACAACAGUAUGAUUUAGGAGGUUUGAAUAGUGGAAUGAUGAAUCUAGGAAUGGAUACAUCAAUGAAUCUGCCUGGUUUGAAUUUGGGAGGACUCGGAAAUCAUCUUGGAAACAACAACAGCAAUAUUCUUGGAACUGGUUCAUCUCUAUUUGGAUUUUCUUCGGAUCUAUCAAAUAACAAUGUUUCUAACCUUGGAUUACCAAAUUUAUCCCCAUCUCUCAAUCCUUCCUUAUUCAUGCAAUCAAUGAACAAUACGAUGAACAAUACAAUGAACAAUAACCAACAACAACAACAACUACAACAAUUAAUACUACAACAACAAAUGUUACAACAACAACAGCAAAAAUUCAAUAAAUGA
Molecule: messenger RNA, 3300 nt
Organism: Cavenderia fasciculata
Lineage: Eukaryota; Evosea; Eumycetozoa; Acytosteliales; Cavenderiaceae
Exons: 4
Coding region: 1-3300 (1099 amino acids)
Cellular component (GO): trans-Golgi network transport vesicle; trans-Golgi network; endosome
Source: RefSeq, a predicted model, not a curated record